AUGAAUCCUUUGCAAGUCGAAGGAGUCAAAAAUCUACUCUCAACUCUUGACACUUUUCUGGAUAAUACAUCUAUAACAUCUCUUAAUAAUGAUGAAAGUUUUGUGCAAUUAUAUAAAUGUGUAGUACUGCAAUUGAUGAACAUUAUAUGUGCUGAUUCAUCUUAUAAUAAUACUCCAUGGUUCAGCGAUGUUGCUAUUGCGAUGGAUGCAGAGAAAGCAAUUAAUUAUACUACAAAUCAAAGGACAUAUUUCGGAAAGGCAAUUAUGCAAUUAUUAUUAUU
Molecule: messenger RNA, 281 nt
Organism: Funneliformis caledonium
Lineage: Eukaryota; Fungi; Glomeromycota; Glomeromycetes; Glomerales; Glomeraceae
Source: the annotation of a GenBank genome assembly